AUGUGGAUGAACAAGCUGUUUUUAUUCCUUCUUCCAGUUGUAGUAUGCAUGACCGUGUUCAGUACAGCUCAAACGGUUCCUUCGCAACCUACACCUGCAGAGGACCCAUCAGAUUGUUUGUCAUCGCUAGAAGUUAUCCCCGACUGCAUCCCAGAGAUAUUCCGAUCGAUAAUAAGUGGACAAAUCGGGAGUAUUGGACAUUCUUGCUGCCAUGCCUUUUUGGGUAUCAGUACCGAAUGUGUCGCUCAUGUGUUUGUAUUCGCUCCCUUCUUCCCUCCCUCUCUAAGAGAUCAUUGUUCCCGACAACAUUAG
Eruca vesicaria subsp. sativa (arugula) is the source of this 312-nucleotide messenger RNA. The record is from the annotation of a GenBank genome assembly. NCBI's taxonomy places the organism in Eukaryota, Viridiplantae, Streptophyta, Magnoliopsida, Brassicales, Brassicaceae.